GGACUCCUUUCCAUUUGAUCAACAGUUUAACAUUUUGAUGAGAUUUAUUGUGGAUCAAACUCAAACUCCUAACCUCAAGGUCAAAGUUGCAAUCCUGAAGUACAUUGAGUCCCUCGCUCGGCAGAUGGAUCCAACAGAUUUUGUAAACUCUAGUGAGACGAGGCUUGCUGUUUCUAGAAUUAUAACUUGGACGACAGAACCAAAGAGUUCAGACGUGAGAAAGGCAGCACAAAUUGUGCUGAUCUCUCUGUUUGAAUUGAACACUCCUGAAUUUACCAUGUUACUUGGUGCCUUGCCAAAAACAUUCCAGGAUGGUGCCACCAAACUCCUGCAUAACCACCUCAAGAACGCUAGUAACACCAGUGUGGGCUCUCCGAGCAAUACAAUUGGCCGAACUCCCUCCCGACACACCAGCAGCAGGACCAGCCCCCUGACCUCACCCACCAACUGUUCCCAUGGGGGCCUAUCUCCCAGCAUGCUGGAGUAUGAUACAGAGAACCUGAACUCUGAAGAAAUUUAUAGUUCUCUGCGUGGAGUUACGGAAGCCAUUGAAAAGUUUAGUUUUCGAAGCCAAGAGGAUCUGAAUGAGCCAAUUAAACGAGAUGGCAAGAAGGACUGUGAUAUUGUGUCCCGUGAUGGUGGAGUUGCCUCGCCUGCCACUGAAGGCCGGGGCGGCAGCGAUGUGGUGGAGGGAGGCAGAACAGCUCUGGAUAACAAGACGUCCCUUCUCAACACCCAGCCUCCCCGCGCCUUCCCAGGGCCCCGGGUGCGAGACUACAAUCCGUACCCGUACUCCGACACCAUCAACACCUAUGACAAGACAGCCCUGAAGGAGGCCGUGUUUGAUGAUGACAUGGAGCAGCUUCGAGAUGUGCCCAUUGACCAUUCGGACUUGGUGGCUGACCUUCUGAAAGAGCUGUCCAACCACAACGAGCGAGUGGAGGAGCGGAAAGGCGCCCUGCUGGAGCUGCUCAAGAUCACGCGCGAGGACAGCCUGGGCGUGUGGGAGGAGCACUUCAAGACCAUCCUGCUCCUGCUGCUGGAGACGCUCGGGGACAAAGACCAUUCCAUCCGAGCACUAGCACUGAGGGUUUUACGAGAAAUUCUGAGGAACCAGCCAGCAAGAUUUAAAAACUACGCCGAGCUGACCAUUAUGAAGACUCUGGAAGCCCAUAAAGAUUCCCAUAAGGAGGUAGUGAGAGCGGCUGAGGAGGCGGCGUCCACACUGGCCAGCUCCAUCCACCCAGAGCAGUGCAUCAAAGUUCUCUGUCCCAUCAUCCAAACAGCCGACUACCCUAUCAACCUCGCCGCCAUCAAGAUGCAGACCAAAGUCGUCGAGAGGAUCGCCAAGGAGUCCUUGCUGCAGCUCCUCGCUGACAUCAUCCCAGGCUUGCUACAGGGCUAUGACAACACCGAAAGCAGUGUACGUAAGGCCAGCGUGUUUUGCUUAGUGGCAAUUUAUUCCGUAAUUGGAGAAGAGCUGAAACCUCACCUCGCGCAGCUCACGGGGAGCAAGAUGAAGCUACUAAACUUAUAUAUAAAGAGGGCCCAAACCACGAACAGCAACAGCAGCUCCUCCUCCGACGUAUCCACACACAGCUAAUACAGCACCACAGUCUCUUCGUGUAGCCCUAGAAGCAAUCGGUGGCGCCUCUCAGAGACCCUCCCCGACCCUCCCCCUCAUCGGCUGCCCAGUCAGUACAAGGAGGCCCGCAAAUAUUUAUUACAAUCAGUAUUUUGGUCCCUUUCAGCUUUUGUGUAGAAUCUUACUGGUAUUGAAUGUAAAGGAAGCAAGGCCUGUAUUACAAUCUUCAUACAAAGCAAAUGGAAUAAGAAAAGAGCCAUACGUGAACACGUCUUGUACAGUCGGCUGAGAUCACAAAACCGCGCAGUUUCAAAAAUAUCAGAGCUCUCUAGCCAAUACUUGGUAGAAAGUAGCAUUUUCUCUUAGUUAAUAACAUUGGAGGAGGGUAUGUUAAUUUGUGCUUCUCUCUCAUCCUCGCUUACUUCCUUCUGGAUACGGCCUGUGACGCCAGGACAGGGUCAUACGUCUUUGAGUUGUACUGUGAGACCUACUAAGAAUGUGAGUCCAGUCUUGGCAAGAAAAAGAGAAAAGCCUGAAGACAGUCUUGUAACAACCACGUGGGAUUUUGCUUGUACACGAUCUAGACUGGAGGCCCAGGGCCCCCUCCGCAGGCUCCUUCCAGGACGGGCUCCCCGCCCCUCCGAACACUCCACUCUCACUAUCCCCACCCGGAGCUUCCAGUUGAAAUCUUUCUUCUGUUUCAAUCCAAACUCAAAAAUCAGAGUAAAUCUGUAGCAGCCAUCAUGGGUGCCUAACGUGGCAUUUCAUGAAGCGUGGAAGGUACAAGAGAAGGGGUGUGUGUGUGUGUGUGUGUGUGUGUGUUCCGCUCCUCAGCUCUUGGGGAGACACCAUGUUAACAGUCUCCGCCUUGACCCUGGUGCUUGGUGGUUUGGAUCUUUGGAUUUAGCGCCAUCUCAGUUUCUCCCCGGCAGCCUCUGCCGAGGCUGCUCAGUUCUGAAGCGUUCUCCGUCCGUCUGGUAAAGGGCGACUCUGUCAUCCCAGUUUUGCCUUCUCGGUUUAAUUUAGGAGUAAGAGCAAAGAAAAGUCCAGAGAAGCCAAGUAUCAGAAUCUUUUUUUUUUUUUUAAAUUUUAUGAAUAUAAGUACUUCCUUGCUCAUCUGUUGAAAUAAUCCUUGUUUAAGGAUAAAGUAAUUUAGCGGCUGGCAAAUUGCAGAAAAACAGACUUUAAAACCCAGUUUUAAAGUCUGUUUCCUUUUCUCCAGUGAGAAAUUAUCAGAGAAACUACCCUUCUGAAAAUAUUCUCUUAAGGGUGUGAUUGCUCCAGUAAAAGGAGCUCUAGACUUGGAAUCUGGUUAAAUCCAUUUUCAGUAAAAUUCUCAAAGCCAAAUGGAAAUCCUUGAUGCCAUUACAAAGACUUCUAUCCUCUGUCCAAAUGGAACUGGUUUUUCCCUCCAAAAAAUGCCUACUCUGGUAUUUUUUUCAUGAGGCGUUCACUGUUCCGAUGCUGAAUCCCCUGCAGCCAGCACCACUGAGAACAGAGACCAUGUGGGGUCAUCACGGACAUCCCUAGACAUUCCCCUGCUCUGGUCCUGUGGCCUUGUGUUGGAAGUUGUGACACUGUAGCACACAUAAACUCAGUUUCAUUCAGAAUUUAUUUUAGAUAAUUUGGAGCUAGGCACUGAAAAUGAAGGUCCAGGAACAGUGAAGCCAGGGUGCCUUCACAGAGAGAAAGCGUGUGUGUGUGUGUGUGUGUGUGUGUGUGUGUGUGUGUGUGUGUGUGUGUAUGUGUAUGUGUAGGGGUCUCUCGCACAUGGAGGGAAGUACCCCACUGCUGCUGUUGAAGGAACUUCAGGGGUGCAUUUUAAGUGGUUGAAUAUUGACUGACUUUUGGCUCAGAACAUAGCAGGACCAGGCCUUACUUUCAUUGAUAAAUACCGCCUGUUAAUAUUUCACUAAUGGGAUUUCCUUUUUACAAUCGACAAGUGAGUCAGGGCACCUUUUGAUCACUCCUCUGUCUUAGAAACGUGCAUUCCGGCGAGGUUAUUUAUGAGUUCUUUCACACCUGAUGGGUUUGGAAAGGCCUUCCUCCUUGAAAUCUCUGACUCCCCGGUCUCCCAGGCCCCGCCGCCUGCGGUUGGGAAGAACCUUGAACAUUGCCGAAUGUCCUCCUAGUACUCACAAAGGGCUAGCCUUGAAUGUCACUUGCCCGAUUCAGUCCCCCCACCUAGAGAUGCAAUCAUGGACAGGUCUCUUGGCCUCAGUCAAAGCUGCUGGCGUGGCCGGGGAGACUCGCAUGCCGCCGCCACCACCUCACAGGGAGGGAGCCGCACCGACUCCGCCCUCCGAAGCCCGGACAGCAGCCGCUGCCUCACCCUCCCUCCCUGCAGGCCUCGUUUUGGGCUGAAACACCACACAGAGCAAAGCACCCAAAACUGCAAAACUGUGUUUGCUGCCCCUGUUUACUGGACCGUCCAGGACCCCGAAGAGCCCACCCGAGCCUCCCUCCCGCUGGGGCUGGCAUCCCUCCUGGCUCCCGCUUCUUCCCACGGUGCGGCCCGCAGGCUGCGGCUGCGGUGGGCACCAGCUUCCUCCGAGUACACUGUGUGUGCUUCGCUGGACCGGCGCGGACGGCCCGGGACUGCCUCUCUGUGGCCCCACCGGCUUCUCCCCUGUGCAGGUGAGGCAACCGAUUGUGGUCUCAUCAGUCUUUUUCUUUCCCUGCCGCCCUUUAUUUAUCGAGCAUAAUACUACACAUUAACAGCAAAUAAGAACUUUGUAGAAUCCCACCAGGACUUUGCUAACAGUGAUGUUUGGAAAUGAAAACAACGCUCGGAAAACUCUCAGCCACCAUAAUAGUUUUGUCAGCGCUGUGUUCACACGCAUGGUCCCCACACCCCCAGGUUGGGUUUUUUGGGUUUUGUUUUUGUUUUUUGGGGGCUUUUCAUGUUACAUCCAUAUCUGUAUUUAUAUCUUAUUUGUUUCACUUUCAAGUGUAUCAUGGCAAAUGUACAGAUUUUUUUUGUUAAUAAUGUGCUAGGAUUUGCUAAAAAAGAAAACAAAACAAAAAAAAACCCUUUUGAGUUUGCCCUAGAAUAAAUGAAACUUAAUUCA
Molecule: messenger RNA, 4656 nt
Organism: Enhydra lutris kenyoni (northern sea otter)
Lineage: Eukaryota; Metazoa; Chordata; Mammalia; Carnivora; Mustelidae
Product: CLIP-associating protein 1-like
Exons: 11
Coding region: 38-1603 (521 amino acids)
Biological process (GO): mitotic spindle assembly
Cellular component (GO): cytoplasmic microtubule; spindle microtubule; microtubule organizing center
Molecular function (GO): microtubule binding; kinetochore binding
Source: RefSeq, a predicted model, not a curated record